Durio zibethinus is the source of this 2567-nucleotide messenger RNA. RefSeq lists its product as uncharacterized. The record is from RefSeq and is a predicted model, not a curated record. NCBI's taxonomy places the organism in Eukaryota, Viridiplantae, Streptophyta, Magnoliopsida, Malvales, Malvaceae.
UUUUGGGGUUGGCUCUUCCCUGUUACUGAUUGUUUUAUCAAUCAACAAUGAUCAGCAUUAAAAUCAAUUGAAUUUCAAGCAUACUGAUGAUUGGUGUAUUGGAUACUAAUUCUAUUUGGUAAAAAAAGAAAGUUAAUGUCUUCAAUAUCUUGGCCUAGUGGAAGUUAUUGGAAGAGCCAAAUCUAAAAAUUUGUGUAGUUUUGCCAGAUAGCAACCUAUACAAGUAGUUGAAAAUCAAAAUUCCAGUGCUAUAUUAUUUCAUCUUCUUGUCCUUUGAUCAAAUGAGAAAUCAUAAGGUUCAAUGUCAAUUUCAUGUUGUAAUAACAGCUUGUUGUUGUUUCACCACUAGCUCUAGGACAUAACCCAAAAAAGCCUUGAAGGACCCAUUAAAAAGCCUAAACGGCUAGAAUCAGACCCAAAAAGAUGAAAACAAUGCCCAAUCUAACCCACGAUCAUUUCGGGAUAUGGUCAAAGAUCAGGAAAUUCCCAAGCCUUAAAUCGGCCCAAACUUAGCCCAAAUGGCUAAAAGUUUGUAUUAAGUUCUUGGAAUUCAUUGCGUAGUUGCAUGACUUUCUCACAUUGGAGCUUCAAUUCAAAGCACUUGCUUGUUCUGGAUUGGUUUUUGACUGCUUUGGUUGUCCACUUUUAUGGCAUCCUGUGGUUAAUAUUACCUUGAACUUGAGUUAAAUGAAUAGAACAAAUAGUUUCCACAUCAAGUAUGGGCCAAGGAGUCUCAUUUGAGCUUGUGAAAGAUGUAGAGUUGAAGGAAUCCAAGUUCAUGACCACAUCCUCCAUUAUCCCAACCCAAGGUUCCACCACUUAACUUUCUACUAUAUUCCUCUACUUUUGCUUAUUCUUUCACCACCACAGAAACUCCCCGCAGUGAUGCCGAUAACUACUCGGAUUUUCCCUUUUAAGUGACCUCUCUACCCCUCUAUCUCUCUUUCCCCCACUCUAUCUAGCCAUGGCCGACAACUUCUCAUUUUGUCUCAUAGGAGCCAUGGAUAGUCUUUGGUUUCACGAAGUUAUUCUCUUCUCAGAACCCUUUUCACUAUAUUUCCCUAAAACUCUUAAACCACGGCUGCCCUACUCAGAAUAUAGUACCACUACCACUACUACAAGCCCAUCAUCAAGCCUCUCUUUAUCAUCUCUUGCAGAAGAUAUCUCAACGGCUGUUUGUCCUCUCCUUCACCAAGGAAACUCUGCAAUUCCAUCUCCACUAACUCCACUGGAUGAUUCUAAAAAUGAGGAAGAAGUGAAGAAAAGACCAACAAGAGUGACUCUUAACUCUAGUAGAAGUCGUUCGCAUUCUUCAUCACCAUCAACUCAAAAACGUCAGAUCAGGAAUCACAGACUCUCAACUUCAGGUUCGCUUGCGGGUAAACUGCAAAAAUCCACGAGUUGUAGGAGCUUGAAAGAUUUGGAACUAGAAGAAGUAAAAGGGUUCAUGGAUCUUGGUUUUAUAUUCAAGAAAGAACACUUAAAUGCAAGAAUGAUUAGUGUUCUCCCUGGCGUCCUCAGACUUGGAUUUUUCAAAACUGAACUGAAUCGUGCUGCUGAUGAACUACCUAAAGAUGAUGAUAUUGAACAAGGGGAAGGGAAAGGUGUUAUAAGGCCAUAUUUAUCAGAGGCUUGGCUGAUUAAAAGACCUGAUUCUCCAUUGCUGAAUAUAAGAGUACCGAGGGUCACUGCAGCUGCUGAUAUGAAGAAACAUCUCAAGUUAUGGGCUCGAACUGUUGUGUCUGUAGUUCAGCAGGAAUGCUAAAUGUAAAAUCUUGUAAAUUUUCCAUUAAAAAAAAAAAAAAGAGACUGUCAAAUCUAGCAAACAACAACUAGCUAGCUGCAACUGCUACUGCAACUGUAUAAAAAAAAAAAGGAGAUUGUAAUAAAGAUAGUAUGCUAUAAAUAAAGAGAUGAGUCAAAUGCUCUUUUUAAACCACUUGUGUUUAAGGUAAGUGAAAAAUUGGAACUAGGAUCUUUUUUCUUUUGUUUAUAUUAAGUCAUCCAAUUUCCUGAAGAGCAAGAUGAUCAGGACGGUCCUACCAUGUUGUGGGUUGAGACAGAAGAACCAAAGAUGGCUUCCAAGAACAGCCAAGAGCUCCAUUUUCACUGUUCCAUCCCCAGUUUUGUCUUCAUUUGAUUCUGAGAGUUGCGUUACUCAUGUGUCGUUUCUGUGAGAUGUCGAUAUCAUGUCCUCCAUGCCAUGCCCAUACAUUUAUGAUCAUGGUUUUCUUAUGAAGUCACAUGUUUUAACAUAUCAAAUCAGCGGGAAAAUGGGUAACUUCUUUUACAGUAUUUGUCCUGCAUUUUCCUUGUUCCCAAUCAUUUUACACUUUGCCUGUGGCAGCUUUAAACAUGUCGUCCCAUGCUAGCCAAGAAAACAAUUGACUACUAUAGAGACUGCAAAGAUUAUCCCACGGCGAUGUUUCUUCCGCUGUUUUGGUCUACGAACCAAUCUCAGACAGGACAACUUGCAUUUAUGAAUUAGGUUCCAAUCCAAUCCCUUUGUCAAUUUGUCAGUUAAAUAUUUUUAAUAUUCUUUCAAACUUCAAGCAUCUCAUCUUUGU